This is a messenger RNA of Dreissena polymorpha, 4524 nucleotides long. RefSeq names its product period circadian protein homolog 2-like. Gene Ontology annotation, cellular component: nucleus; cytoplasm. The transcript is spliced from 25 exons. Lineage: Eukaryota; Metazoa; Mollusca; Bivalvia; Myida; Dreissenidae. Gene Ontology annotation, biological process: circadian regulation of gene expression; entrainment of circadian clock by photoperiod; negative regulation of transcription by RNA polymerase II. Bases 136 to 4242 code for a protein of 1368 amino acids. Gene Ontology annotation, molecular function: transcription cis-regulatory region binding; transcription corepressor binding. The record is from RefSeq and is a predicted model, not a curated record.
AAAAUAGUAGUAAACAAAUGUCAAUUAGACAAACCAAGCAUGAACUCGAUUUAGUUUUCUGUGCUGUUUAAAGAUUAAUAUAAACCGUUGAGACUUUAAUUGAUGUCGAAAGCUAGUUGUUGACUUAGAGAACACAUGGAUUCACAGACCAUGCAUGCGCCCCCAGAUGAGAAGUCUGCAGCUAGAGCGCCCUCUGCCGGCCAAACUGUCGACCUCUCGGAUCCAAGGUGUCGUGAAAGGAAACCCCGAUUUCAAAGCUGGGAUUCCGAUGAUAAUCGGUCUAGCAACAAGAAAAGGAAGGUCCUAAGCAGUGAAGGGGAGAGUGGGGAAAGGCAUGACAGCAGUUCGUUGUCAAGUUUUAUGACCUACAGUAACUUCACCAUGUCCUGCAGUGGUGCGGAGACACAGGAAGAUAACACGCCAUCAACCAGCGGCUGUAGCUCGUUCAUGGCCCACAAGGAUAAAAAGCGUGCGAGCAAGGUGGAGAAGAAGGAGCGUGUGAAGCAGUACCUGAAGGAGCUCAAGUCAAUGGUGCAGCCAGACGGGCGGGGCGGGACUUUGUCAGCCCUACAGCAGGUGCUCACCAACAUGAGGAAGAUGAAGGGUAAUUCUAAAUUAUCAGCUGAUGCGCUCAAACCCAGCCAAACGGCGGAGAAGAAGGCUGAGCAGCCUUCGGACACUGCCAUCAGCUCCCACUACGCUCUCUCGCAAACCGUGUAUGACUCCAUGUCUCAUGAGAGUCUCAUCAGUGAUGCCCUUAAACACAGUGAUGAGAUCUUGAUAUACCUCACAGCCAGAGACAACGUAGUGAGGGCCGUCUCUCAGAAUCUCAAAACUGUGCUCGGCUAUCAAUGGGACCGAUGGGUGGGGAGAUCACUGGAUGACUUUGUACACAAAUAUGACAUUGUAACAUACAAGAGCAUCAUCAAGAGAAGUGACGAGAGUCUUCUUGACUCCUCUGAUGGUGAAUUUGCCAGUGAGAAACAGAAGAUUUUCUACAUUAGAUUAAGGGAGUGCAAGAGUCUCAACACGACGGGCUUUAGUCUCCGUAAACAUGACAAGUACCUGCCCUUCCAGUGCUCGUUCAUCCGCAAGAAGAUGUGCAAGCGAGAGAUGCAGGCUGAGGCCAACCAAUCAGAUGUGAUAUCCAGCUCCGGGUAUUCCGGUUCCCUAAUGCAGUGGGGUGGUUCCUCCCUAGAGAGCGGGUCUAACGAGGCUGACACGUGGUACACGAUUCUCCACUGUACCCCGCUUGUAUCUCCAUACACAGAUCCCAUGAGAUUACCAGAUGUGACCUCAUUUGAAACUCGACAAACCCUUUUCUGCAGCUUCUGUCAUAUCGAGCCAAACACUAUCGCAUUGCUAGGUUACCUACCACAGGAGAUUGUUGGGGUGUCAAUAUUUGAGUUCUAUCACAAUGAUGACCUGCAACGAUUGUUCACAAUCUAUCAGAAAGUGAUAGCUCUGCAAGGUGUUCCAUAUAAGAGUGGCACGAUACGUCUGCUGGCAAAGAAUGGCUGCUGGCUGUCGUGCGUUACAGAGUGGUCAAGCUUUGUCAAUCCAUGGUCAAAGCGACUGGAGUUUGUCAUUGGCAAACAUACUGUUGUCAAGGGCCCAGAGAAUGUGGACAUCUUCUGUGAAAGGUUCACCCGGCCCACCGUGGAGGAGACGCCCCAUGAGGUGCUGCUGGCCAGACAAAAGAUCAAGAACCUUCUGCUGCAGCCUGUGGUGACUAUAUACCUGGGAGAGGAGAACCAGAAAAGUCAGAGGCCCCGGCCCAUUGUCGCCAUCGCUGAAGAUAUCGACUAUGUCUCCACGGCCAUGUCCUCAGAGGCGGCGACAUUUAAGAAGGACACGAUACUGAGCUGUGACCCAGAUAAGCAGGCCUUGCACGGCACAGGAAUACUGUUCAAGGAGAACGCCAUCAGUAGAGCUUACGAGCAGCUCAGCUACACCAGCUGUAUUAAGAAGUUCCUGCUUAGUCAGCCCCAGUGUUUCUCCAGCGACUCUGAGGUCAGGAAGAGUUCAUCUGAAGACGGCUUUGAUGACGACUCACUUGUGGCAAUCAAUCUCUCGGCCGGCAAGCCCAUAGGAAAGUGGAUCAAGGCCAGCAUAGACGACAUGGUGUACAACAAGCGUGUCAAGGUUCCCAGGCUGUCAGAGGAGACCAGAAGCCUUCCAUCUCUCAAUGACGCUUUCUGGAAAAAUGCUACUAUAUUUUCCAGGGAUGAAUUCGAAUUUGACAUAAGUGUUCCAAAACCACCUAGCUUUGGAAGCAGUACCAAGGUACUUGUGUCCGAGCAAGAACACAGAGACCUUGAGAAUCUCCCUGACCCAGUGGUCACAACCCGCGACCAACUGAAGCAACAGCAGCCCCCAACCCCCACCACAGAGACCACCCAGACGGAGGCCGGUCGCUGGCCCGUGAUGCACCUGACGCGAGAGUCCCUCCUCAAUCACACCCUCAUGCAGGAGCAGCUCUACCUGGCCUCGGCCAGUCCCGAGAGGAACGUACUCUUCUUAAACGAGUGUCGAGAUGUUGACAGUCCUGUCAGCCACGGAAGGAGAAACACGCUGAAGCGAAUGCACUCCCCAGAUAUGAAUUUCAAGCAAUGUAAGAGCGGCAGGAAUAACGAAGGUCAGAGGAUUAUUACGCCUACCUCAAUUCUUAAUCCGGUUUUUCCGCUGCACCCAUUUGACAGCAAGGAUAGUUUCCGCUCACUGGUCCGGGUCAAACAGAUGGUGGUGCCGAUGCAGAUGUACCCAAUUGUGUCGCGGUCCGUCACGCAGUUCAGAGAGGGUCAACAGCUUCCACCUGGGAUAACAAGCUCGUCAGGUAUGACAUUCCGGCAAGGGGAGAUGAUGGGAUUCCAGACAACAGACAGCUCUCCAAGGGUGACAAAUGUUGGCCUCCCCAUCCCCGUACACCAACUUAACAGCUACCUCAUGCAGCAGGGCAACAUGCUCAUGCCCAAAAUGUCUACCAGACCUAUGAGGAAACUUCCGGAGAAGAGCAAGCUGCCAGUGUGGACUACUUCGGAUACGUCGUCCACGGAGGAGACCCUCUCAUCCUUCUACAUUCUGGAGUCGUCUGGGCAACCCACUAGACAGUACAAUGAGAUGGUCCUCCAGUCUCUGGCCCGACAGAUGGGUGACCCGCAGCACAAGGGCCUGCACCCCGCACCCUGGCUGCAGCGGGUCAACUUCUCCGACAGCAUGCAGUACCGCUACCAGCUCCAGUGCUCCAAGAAGCAGGUGCUCUCUAAGGUCUUCAUGGAGGAGCUGGCCAAGAUGUCCCAGCCAAUCGGCGUCCUCGAGCAAAUUGACGAGGUCUUGGGCGUCGCUGAUGGGCUGCCUAUCAUCGACCAGGAGCAUGACGACGUGAUCUUCAACUCCGAGCUGCACAACCCAUGCUCGUGCAUCACUGCCACCUGUUGUAACAAAUGGAACACAGAGGACCACGGGAUAUCGGAUAUGUUCAAACACAUGUGCAAGAAGGGCAAAAAGAAGGAGAAACACGUGAAAAUGUCUUCUAAACCAAAAGUGAUGCAUAAAGAUGCUGCAAUGCAGACUGACUUCGGCUUUAAAAUGGAAAUGGACGAAGAAGCUGAGAACGAGACUGAAGCUGAAAUUGGUGCUCGGGAUGGUAUCGUUAUCGACAUUCAGGAUAGCGAAAUGCUCGGAAAGUCGACAAAGUCGGACUCGUGUAGCAACAAGAGUGAGGACAUGUUCAUUCGAUGUGAUAUGAGCACAGAUUCUGGCAAUUCCCUAAAUACUAGUGAUAUCACCCCAAGCGACCAAAGAAGUAACAACGAAAACGGUAGCUCAUUAAAAGAAUCUGACGGUGACGCUAUGUCAAAGAAAUCUGACUCCAGUUCUAGUGAUAAACAAGUGAUAUCUUCGGAAUCAGAAUUGGAUACAAAAACAUCCAUCAUCGAUGAACUCUUUGAGAGUUUGUUUAUCGAUUUAGCCGUGUGUUUUCCUCAGUGUCAUUCCGAUAUGGUGCCGUGGUUAGUUGACGUGGAUUUUGAUGAUAACCUGCAGAUGAAUUACCACAUGGAGUGCAAGGACAGUGAGCUAAUCUUGCAAAGGGACAGAACUAGGAUCGAGGCAAUGGGUGAACCAGAUCUAGUGCGAACUCAGUUGUGUGCCCUUAUGGAAGACAUAAGUUCAAACGCUGACAUUUCCUCGAUGAUGGUCGGCAGCGAGGCUAGUUCUUUUGUGACAGACAAUUUGUCCUAAAUGGAAUUAAUAGACUGCGCUUUUCUACAUAUCUCAUUCUAGGUUUUUAAGAAAUGUUACAUUGGAAUCUUUCAUUUUCUUGAAUGCAUCUCGCUUGUUAUAUUUAAUGUUAAUUCAUUGGUGAGUACACAGAAUUCAAAAUAUUCUGUACUUGUAUAGAGCUGAUUUUUGCUAAUGUUUAGCAUUUCAUUUCCUAAGUUCAUAACAAAUUUAUUUCACAUCACUUAUAAAUACGUUCCUAUUAUUUGAGUUGUUGCACAUUAUUUUGAAGUAUUUGUACAG